Arabis nemorensis is the source of this 384-nucleotide messenger RNA. NCBI's taxonomy places the organism in Eukaryota, Viridiplantae, Streptophyta, Magnoliopsida, Brassicales, Brassicaceae. The record is from the annotation of a GenBank genome assembly.
AUGGUCAAAAUGAGACAAGUCAGAAACCCCAUGCCAGUUCUCUUCAUCAGUAAAGUUUACAAGGCUGAAAACGUCGAAACGGGUGAAAUUGUGGCGCUUAAAGAGCUCAAGUUCGAUACCGCCAACGACCUAGAGAUAAAGAUCUUGGAGAAGCUUAACCCUCAUCUGAAUAAUAACAAAGAGUACAUGGUCUUUGAGUACAUGGAUGAUGACUUGGAUGCAUUUGCCAAACGAGUGAUUUUUACUCCUCCUGAUAUUAAGCACUACAUGAAACAAUUGCUCACUGGACUUGCGUACUGUCAUGAGAAUCAAGGUGAUAUUAAAGGUGAACUCACUAUUCCCAAAUAUGCAUUGUUGAUUCUUCUUGCUUACUUACCUAGCUAA